This is a messenger RNA of Acanthopagrus latus (yellowfin seabream), 2416 nucleotides long. RefSeq names its product somatostatin 1, tandem duplicate 2 (gene sst1.2). NCBI's taxonomy places the organism in Eukaryota, Metazoa, Chordata, Actinopteri, Spariformes, Sparidae. Gene Ontology annotation, biological process: regulation of cell migration. The transcript has 5 exons. Gene Ontology annotation, cellular component: extracellular region. The record is from RefSeq and is a predicted model, not a curated record. Bases 1770 to 2258 code for a protein of 162 amino acids. Gene Ontology annotation, molecular function: hormone activity.
ACGUACAGAUGUUGUGUUACGUACAGAUGUUGUGUUACGUACAUUUCAAUUAUUUAUUUAUUAUUUAUAAAGAUUGCCAUUCCGGUCACGGGAUUUUGCCACGUUUUACCCCCUAAGGGGCCAAAUCCAGUUUCACUCUGUGUGAAGGCAGGUGGACGAGUCGCCAGCUCAUCGCAGGACCCUCACUGAUGGCUGUGGCUGCCACACAAGGUGCCAACUGCACAUCAGGAGGUUUGGGGUUGAGUAUCUUUCUCAAGGAUACUACGACACAUAACUCAGUCCUGCUCCAGGGGAGCCUGGAUUCAAACCAGUGACCUUCCGAUCACUACUGCGCCAGCUCUACCCACUGAGCUACAGCCGCCCCUUUAUAGAAAUCGUUAAUCAAUUAAUUAUUAUCAUUAAUAAUCUAAUCAGCUGCUGCAGGUUCAGUUCACAGACUUUCUAUUCAAAAUGUUUGCUGCAGGCGUCCAUGUUUUUUCCAAACAAAUGCUCAAGACGCAUUUUUCAUUGAAAUUCAAGAAAACCAACUCUGAAAUCUGGACCUGUGAAUAAUGAGGCAGAGUUGAAGCUCUUUAGAUGACGGCGUCCAAACACACACACACGAGGAAACCCAGGAGGAAACUACCUCUGUUUACACCAGAUCAUUUGCAAUACUGUGUUUCAGAUGAGAAAUCAGAAAAGUGAUAAUGAGCUUGACACUGGAGAAAAUAAAAGUUCUUUAGAGCAAAGAGAAGAAAACAGGGGCGACAGAUUCAAACCAUCAACCUUCCAACUGGGAGACCAAAGAUGUACCUUUCUCACCAGCACAGCCUGGUGCACCUUCACCGUGUGAAGCACAGAACUCAUUUCGUGCUGUUUCUGGUUCUUGACAGCUUUGAGCACAAUGUCUCAUUACCAUGAAUCAUGAGGACGUCCUGCAGCGUCUCCUCGUCCUCACGUACGUCACAUUCCAGCGGACAGAAACACAAAGGCUUCAGACUCAUCACAUCGUCUGUCAGCCUCCAAACAAACAGGAUAUGAAGAUAAUGACAUCAUGUUGUUCUGUGUGACACGUUCAUGUUGCUCGACAUCACAUGAGUUCUUCUUCAUGAUUUGUCUCAGUGGAAAAAAAGUGUUCAUGUUUUCAUGUUUGACAGAAGGUGAGUCUUCAGAAUCUGAAAUGACUCCAUCAGAACCAUUGAACCGGACCACGGUGAGUGUGGAUCUCCUGCCACUGACCCUGAUAGCGACGCUCGGGUGUUGAGCGGUACUGAGCACUGAUGUCUCUGCGAAGCGAUGUCUGGACGAUGUCACCGAACUCUUCUCGGCGUUUUCCUUCACUGCUCAGUUAAACUCGGAGCGUCAGGAUUCCUGAUGUCACAUCCAGCCGUCUCUCCUCAGCAGAACAUUUUGAACUCAUAAAAAGUGGAAUUAAAGCGAAGCAGCGUCGUGUUUGUUCUCUCUAAAUGUUGAGUGGGCGGCUCUCCGCUGCUGCUGCCUCUUUGUUUAAUGGAGAUAUCAGCGAGUGCUAAUGAAGUCUGCUAAUCCUCUGAACGCUCCGUUAAUUCCUCUCCUCUUCAGCCGGACAUUCUGCCGUUGUAUUUGUAGUAGAUGAGCGCCGGCGGCUGCUCAGCGCUGCGGCUGCUGAUAGUUUUAUUGUUUUAUUGUUCAGACUCCAUUUAAAGUCAAUAAGGACUAAUGGACGCGUGUUUGACUCGACUGUCAGCGUUCCUUCAUCGCCUCGCAGCAGCCCGCCAGCUGUCAAUCAAACACGCUGCAUCAUGUGACCCAUGGGGGGCGGAGCAUCGGGCUUCAAAAGAGCAGCACCCAGGAGCACCAGGACCAGAGACAAACCAGAACCAGACCCCGGCCCAGCAGAAGACACCAGACCAGCCGACAGUAUGCAGUGCGUUCGUUGUCCCGCCAUCUUGGCUCUUGUGGCAUUGGUUCUGUGCGGUCCAGGCGUUUCCUCUCAGCUCGACAGAGACCAGGACCAGAACCAGGACCUGAACCUGGAGCUGCAUCAGCACCGGCUGUUGCAACGAGCUCGCAGCGCCGGGCUCCUGUCACAGGAGUGGAGUAAACGUGCAGUCGAGGACCUGCUGGCUCAGAUGUCUCUACCAGAGGCCGACGCCCAGCGGGAGGCUGAGGUCGUCUCCACGGCAACAGGAGGAAGGAUGAACCUGGAGCGGUCCGUCGACGCCCCCAACAACCUGCCCCCCCGCGAACGCAAAGCCGGCUGCAAGAACUUCUACUGGAAGGGCUUCACUUCCUGCUAAAGCCCCGCCCAGCUAAGGCCACGCCCUCACCAAGACCCAACUGACCGAUCCCAGAUCCCUUGGCCUUCACCUGAGCGACUGGAUGGACCAAUCAGCAGCUGCGUGGCUGCAGUGAACCUGAGUAAUUAAUGUAAUUAUCAAUUAAAGAGAGAAAUCAA